This is a messenger RNA of Amoebophrya sp. A25, 3836 nucleotides long. NCBI's taxonomy places the organism in Eukaryota, Dinophyceae, Syndiniales, Amoebophryaceae. The record is from the annotation of a GenBank genome assembly.
CCAGGAGUAACACAAGACGGACGAAGGCUUCAUCUUGUGCCUUGAUUUUCUAGGUAGUUGCGAGCUGCGGGAAAGUAGAACGAGUGAGAAGAACUUGCAAUUUUAUGCACAUCAUUCGAGAAGUUGAGGUAUUAUUAGCUGAGAACCAGUAUAAUGAGUAUCCGGCAACGACUACAAGCCCGCGAGUUCAAUUUGAUAUCUUCAACAGAAGAUAUUGUACUACAAAUAGGUGGAGGUUUUCUUUUCAAUCUAUCACUAUCUUAGAGCUUAGCCUUGUAGUAAUUAGCGAAUUUUUGUGUUUCCGUUUACAGUAGACCCAAGAAAAAAUGUUCGGUGGUGCGCCUAGUGUCACAAACUUGCUCAAGGAUGGGCAUAAGCACUUUGCUGGUGCAGAUGAAGCACUUCUGAAGAAUAUUGAGGCAUGCAAAGAGCUGUCCAAGAUUGUUCAGUCAAGUUUCGGGCCAAACGGGACCAACAAACUGGUCAUUAACCACCUCGGGAAACACUUCGUCACAAGCGAUACUGGUACAGCUACAACGGAACUCGUUUUGUGAGCAAUAUGGAGAUGUACACAUAAGCGUGAACAAUUUUCUUUUUUCAAGACAUCGUCCUACUCCUGGUCAAGACGCUUGCUUUCAAAUGAAAAUCGACGAAAGAAAAUAUUUUAUUCCAAAUCUUCUUCUCAUAUGAACAAACAACAGCGACGAUGCUGAAAGAGAUGGAAGUGCAGCAUCCUUGCGGAAAGCUGCUAGUGCAAGCAUCAGGCGCGCAGGAGUUUGAGUGCGGUGAUGCUACUAACUUUUGCGUUAUGCUUGCGGGCGCCCUGUUGCAUGAAGCAGAAAACUUGCUCAAAGAAGGUAAGUACGUGAAUCUUUUGUUGUUGAUGAAUUUGCAGAAAUACUCGAUACGUUUUACAACUUAUCCGGAAAAAAUGAUAGAAAAUUAAAAACUAGCAUGGAUUAUGACUUUUUUUCAUCCAUCCUCCAGCUUCAACCAACGUGGUUAUCUACAACAGGUCUGCAUGCUGCGGACGUUUUAAAGGGUUACGAGCUUGCUUUGAAGAAAGUGCUCGAAAUUAUCGAUACAACUGAAUGCUGGACGCUGACAAAGGAAGGUCUUAAGAACGAAGGCGAUGUUUCAAGAGCAGUGAAGACCGCGAUCUCAGCUAAACAAUACGGACUUGAGGACCAGCUCUCAAAGCUGCUCGCACAAGCAGUAGUUCAGGUAACGACUUAGAAAACCAACAUAACAAACCUUGAUAUUGAUUCUCCAACAUGUUGAAACACGAGGAGUCGUUCAAAUUAUCCACUGUCUUUUUUUUCGACACCGCCGGGGUGUUCGCGCUGUCGACCGUUUCCUAGGCACAUGCAGCGUCUCACUCUACAAUUUAUCAGGUUACGCGCGCACGAGCUGAUCAUGACUCAAAAUUUGAGAUGGAUAACAUCCGAACAUCAAAAAUUCCGGGUGGCUCAUUGAGCAAGAGCUUCGUUGUUGACGGCAUGGUAUUUACUACCACAAGAAUAAAUUUAUGAGCUGAUUUGCUUGUGUUGGUGUACACGUCUACUGUACUAGCACCUGUUUGCUUCUAAUAAAUAAACUUAAACUUGUUCAUUCUUUAUUUUUACAACAACAAUCUUCAUUUUCUCACAUGACAAAACCUCCUUCACUAGGUCAUUCCGCGAGACACAUUAGGUGUGGAAAAGAAGAAAACGAAAGCAAAAGUCGUCGUUUAUGGAAACGGUGUGGAAUUCCAGCAGACUGAAGCGAAAGGAACCGUUUUACUUGAGAACGCUGAGCAGCUGAUGAACUACACUAAGGUGAGGACUUUCUUACUAAGCAACAAGAAUCUCUAGAAUAAGAGUUGUAUUUCAAACUCAUCUUGUUGUGCAUGAUUAAUUUUGCACGGAACACAACUGCAACAUAGAACUAUGCUUGAUGAAAGGACUGAGAGGAUUAUUUUAGGUCCUGUUAUAUUCCUUCUGUCACUUCUCAGGGUGAAGAAGCGAACAUGGAAGAGUGGGUUAAGGGUCUUGCGGAAGCCGGUGUCUCUGUCGUUAUUUCGGGUGGUGCUAUCUCUGAAAUCGCAUUGCAUUUCUUGGAUAAAUACAAAAUCCUGGUCACAAAAAUUAGUUCCAAGUUUGAACUACGACGCAUUUGCAAGACGCUGAAGGCGAUUAGCAUAAUCCGGGCGGUAUUUCAGACGAUUAUAGAUUUUUAUAUGUGCAUGUUUUUUUAGGCCAAUAACGGAUAGACAGAUGCAUCAAUAUCAAUUUGGCCGUGAGUUGUUUUGUUGUGCAUGAUUUGGCCUUGUUGAUUCAACAUCAACUGAAGAUCCUUAAGACGAAAUAAUGAAUAACAUCCACUGAAUCUUCCUGUCACAAUUCGAAUAUUCGAAUAGGGCCCGCCACUUCCUGAGGAGAUUGGAUACUGUGACAGCGUCGGCGUAGAAGAACUCGCUUCUCAGAAGCUUACAGUUUUUAAGGUCGCUGACUCCAAGAUCUCGACUAUAGUACUCCGAGGAGCUACCGCAAACCAGCUCGACGAGUGGGAGCGUGCAAUCAAUGAUGGCGUCCACGUUAUCCGUUGCGCCUCGAAGGACGGCCGAUUCUGCCCAGGUGGGGCCGCGACCGAAACAACCCUUGCUAGGGAAUUGCAAGCCUUUGGCGCAUCGGUACCACCAUUGAUUAUGACAAUUCAAAAUUGAAAAUUGAAGUUGUAAAACUAGUCCUACUCCAGCACGACGAUAGAUAUUAUAUUGUCAUGAAUGAACAAGAAUAAGAAUGAUUUCUGAUUUCGCAUUCACUUUUGAUUCUUGACAUGGCCCGCCUAUCCGAAUUUGAAAACAAUAGGUUCCCGGUCUCGAUCAGUAUGCCGUGUUGAAAUUCGCGGAGGCCAUCGAGUGCGUGCCGAAGAUUCUUAGCGACAACUGCGGUAAGAAAGGAAGAGUGGAGACGAUAACCGGCCUCUACCAAGAGCAAGAAAAGAAGAACCGCACCGUAGGAGUCAAUGUGGACCUUGAGGACGAGAAAUUUCUCCAGGAUAGUUUGGAGAAGGGCGUCUUGGAUCACUUGGACACAAAGAAGUGGGCCAUCAAGCACGCGCUUGAGGCAGUGCUCACUGUUCUGAGGGUCGAUCACAUUAUAAUGGCGAAACAAGCGGGAGGAGGGAAAUAAUUUAAGUGAUUAGCUGCAUGUCAUCCUGCUUGUCAUGGAUCUAUGUGCUGACGCAGUAUUUCGCUGCUUUCUUCAACCAGAGUGUGUGAAGUAGGAGCAUGCGCCGUUAGGGCACGACGGUAGAUGAAACGACGAUCCAGAAUCGUCAUGUGCGAAUCCUCGCGGUUUUCAUGAUCUUCCCGAAGUUUUCAAUCCCCCCUGUCUUCAUUCCCGUUUAUGUAGUCACGGUCACCCUGAUGAUACUUACUAGUCAAGGAAAACAAGAACAUGCACUACCCACAACUAUGAUUGAGACUUGGUAACGCUUAAAAUCUUCGUCUUCAAGAACAAGCUGUGGAUUUGACGAGCACGCAACCAGAACGUGAAUGAGUAGAAGUCCUUUUGAUGAAUACUUGUUGUUGAAAUUAGUUCUUGCUUGACAACCACAAUACGGAUACAUGAUCAGUGCGACAAAAACUUCUAUUGUCCUCAUCUACUUAUCGAGGAUGGGCCCUCAUUUGAUCAUCGGAAAGCGUUCUUUUCCUUCCAGCCCAUAGGAUGCAUGUUGAAAGCCAAUGCGAUUACGUGCUUGUUGUUUGAUCGGUUCUUAACAGGUGGAAGUGGAUAAUAAAGUCAAGAAAUUUGAGAAGGUUACGAAAAGACUGAAGAAGAAGUUAGACCUAG